CACAUAAUUCAUUUAUGUAAGACAUUUACAAUUAGAACAAAGCUACCGUCAAUAUAACAGUUCUAAAUUUCAUUUUGUCCAAAUGAAGUUACGUUAUAAAAACGUGAAAUGUAUUAUAUAUAGAACCGCUGAUUAGUGACUUGCCCAGUUUACAAUCCGCAGCCGGAGUAACACCACCGAACAAGAUGAACGUUAUAGCAUUUGUUGUUGUGGUAUGUUGCUGUAGCAGUACAUUAGGGUUCCUUUUCUCCACAUGUAACAAUAACAGCGACUGUAAGAACGGAGGUUCAUGCGAAGGAGUGGACGGGUUCAAAAGUUGCGACUGCAAGCCUAAUUAUUUUGGGACCUACUGUGAAAUAGAUCCAGGACACAUAUGCGAUUCAGACAGAUGCCACACCCAUGGUCGAUGUGACGUCCUACUUUUUCCUCCUUACUAUUUUUGCCAUUGCGAACACGGAUACCAUGGACUUGAUUGUCAAGACGCUCCAGCCACACAACCGACAACAACACUGCCAUCAACACCAUCAACAACAAUUACAAUCAUACAAACAACACCAACAACAACUCUACCAACACCAACAACAACAAUUCUAUCAACUACACCAACAACACUGAUACAAACAACACCAACAACAACCAUGCCACAAAAAUCGCAUCUUACUGACAAAAUCACAACCCCACCUAACAUAGUAAUAACCACAACCGACACGCCAACAACAACAUUUAAUCAAACUACACCGACGGUUUCGACAACAACCGAGCUACACAUGCACACAGACACACCUCGCUGUUCGAAAUACAAAACUGAUUUCUACAUUGCUGGAAAUGUUAUUUCCCACAAUGCCCUUGCAUCGGUUUGCCCGAAAUCCGGUAAUCAUUCGUCCCCAGAGGCAUUCGUUCUCGACCACUGUACUCUAACGAAUGCAGACCCAAAGGGGUGGAAAAUUGGGCAUCAGGUCAUGGCCAACUGUGCGGCUGUACCUCCAUACACACCAGUGAUCGAAACAUUUGGCACAUACAGUCCCAAUACUCAUCGAUCAGGAAUCUUUUUGGAAUGUCUUCCGGAACCCGAUGGCUUUAAGAUUGCGUAUCAACCAUGCGAUUCAGCCCCCACUAUAGAGAACGUGAGCUCGAGCGAAGCACAACUGUUUUACACUGUCAAUUAAACACACUUUACUACAAAUUCAAAUAUUAGCAUGUUGAACAAUUCAAAUAAAUUUGAGAAAUUAA
Molecule: messenger RNA, 1230 nt
Organism: Dreissena polymorpha
Lineage: Eukaryota; Metazoa; Mollusca; Bivalvia; Myida; Dreissenidae
Product: mucin-5AC-like
Exons: 8
Coding region: 186-1166 (326 amino acids)
Source: RefSeq, a predicted model, not a curated record